AUGAAGCUCCCUGAUCUUCGUGUGCCAAACGUUCGCCUGAAAGCCAGGCUCGCCAUAUACGGCGCAGUUUGCUGUUCACUGAUCUUGUUUCUCUUCUUCCUCGGAAAAAAAACGACAUCCAAGGCGGACAGACUUCAAGCGGAGUACAUCACAGGCAAAUCUCCUCUUGACGAUCUUCGACCUGCUUCACGUUCCGUCUUGUUUCCGGAAGAGGAAAUCGCGAGGAUGAGAGUCACUCAGUACGAAGAUCCUUUGGGAAAACAUUGGGAAGGCCCUGGCGCUGAGCACAUAGAACUUUUUCACUCAAUUUUGAGUGCGAACCCCGGCGGUCUGUAUCUUGAUGUAGGUGCAAACGAAGGUGUACUGAUGAGAUUAGCUGCCAUGAUGGGACAUCCCACGAUAGGCGUCGAGGCUAUAGCUCAAAACUACGUGAGCCUGCUAAAUAUGAUUGAAGAGAAUCAAUAUGCGACCAAUGUUCGGGUUGUUCACGCGGCUGCAUCGGACCGCUCUGGCACGAUGGUGGCCUUCAGUGAAAAUCACUCAGGAAAGCAGAGAAACGGCCAACAACUCGUGAAAGGGCAGUCGUCCGAGUUCCCAAUCCAAUACUCGCCGACAGUAGCUUUGGAUGAUAUUGUCGCCUCGAAAGUCUGCUUGAUGAAACUUGACGUUGAAGGGACCGAAUAUAACGCGUUGAGAGGUGCGAAAAGCCUCGUUACCUUGAGGAAAAUCAGGUUCGUUCACUUUGAGUUUUCUCCUUCAAACAUGGCAAGUUUAUCGGGGACAACUGCACCGAAAGAUAUGCUGCUAUAUUUACUCGAGAACGGCUACAAACUUUACGUUGAAAGCGUCUCAAAGCAAAACAUGGACGACGUGGUCGUUCACGAGCUGCCUCAGUUGCGGCAAAGCGAAACCGGGGCUGCCUUUUUCAACCGAUUGUCAACCAAUGAAUUUCGCGGAAGUGAUCAGCGAGAAGUCCUUUCAGGAGACGUGGACGACUUCGUGGAUAUGUUUAUCUCGCGCUCAACUAACCGCAGUCUUCUUGUUAACUUUUUGGCUGUGCUCAAUUGA
This is a messenger RNA of Micromonas commoda, 1068 nucleotides long. RefSeq lists its product with no specific name. NCBI's taxonomy places the organism in Eukaryota, Viridiplantae, Chlorophyta, Mamiellophyceae, Mamiellales, Mamiellaceae. The record is from RefSeq and is a predicted model, not a curated record. The transcript has a single exon. The coding region runs from base 1 to 1068 and encodes 355 amino acids.